Messenger RNA from Colletotrichum orchidophilum, 1326 nucleotides. Its product is annotated as homogentisate 1,2-dioxygenase. Gene Ontology annotation, cellular component: cytoplasm. The record is from RefSeq and is a predicted model, not a curated record. The transcript is spliced from 2 exons. Gene Ontology annotation, molecular function: homogentisate 1,2-dioxygenase activity. The coding region runs from base 1 to 1326 and encodes 441 amino acids. NCBI's taxonomy places the organism in Eukaryota, Fungi, Ascomycota, Sordariomycetes, Glomerellales, Glomerellaceae. Gene Ontology annotation, biological process: L-phenylalanine catabolic process.
AUGCCUGUGACAAAAUUCUCCACUGAGGAGAAGUAUGAGUAUCUCAACGGAUUUGGGUCUCUUCAUGAAUCAGAAGCUGUCAAAGGCGCUCUUCCUAUCGGCGCCAAUUCUCCACAAAAAGCACCGUAUGGCUUAUAUGCAGAGAAGCUAUCUGGCACUGCGUUCACCGCACCUCGCCAUGAAAAUCUUCAGACGUGGCUUUAUCGCAUUAUUCCAGCGGCGUCACACUCUUCCUUCGAGCCGUUGAAACAGAACAGACCUGAGUCUAGAGGCAAAAUCCACCAGAUACCAAAUCAGUUACGAUGGGACCCUUUUGAUAUCAACAACGAGACAGAUUGGAUCAGCGGCCUCAGACUAGUCGGUGGCGCAGGGGAUCCUAGUAUGAAAACAGGUCUUGGGAUUUUCAUUUUCGCUGCUGGUCGAAGCAUGGAACCCAACGUGGCCAUGUACUCCUCAGAUGGUGAUAUGUUGAUCGUCCUCCAGCACGGCGUGCUCGAUAUCAAAACGGAGCUGGGAAACCUGCUGAUCCGUCCCAACGAGAUUGCUGUCAUUCCGCGAGGUAUCAGAUAUCAAGUCAACUUGCCGAGUGGACCAGUCCGAGGAUACAUCCUUGAGCUCUAUCAGGGCCAUUUCAUACUUCCUGAACUGGGUCCCAUCGGUUCCAACUGUUUAGCUAACCCACGAGACUUCCAAGUCCCAACUGCAGCGUUCGAUGAGGAUGGGAGUCAGUGGUCAAUUGUGAACAAGUUUAACGGGAACUUCUUCAUUGCCACACAAAACCACACGCCAUUCGAUGUCGUGGCAUGGCAUGGCCAAUACUAUCCAUACAAGUAUGAUCUUGGUCGUUUCUCUGUCAUAGGCAGCAUCUCGUUCGACCAUCCAGACCCGUCUAUCUACACGGUUCUAACUGGCCCGUCGGACCACCCAGGCACAGCCGUGGCCGACUUUGUCAUCUUCCCGCCUCGUUGGCUUGUGCAAGAAGACACUUUCCGCCCUCCAUGGUACCACAGGAACACGAUGUCUGAGUUCAUGGGCCUUAUCUGCGGCGACUAUGACGCAAAGACUGGUGGCGGUUUCCGCCCUGCCGGGGCAAGUCUGCAUAACGUCAUGUCCGCCCAUGGGCCGGAUGCGAGCACAUUUGAGCGUGCAUCCAAUGCUGAGUUGAAGCCGCAGAAGGUCGGAGAGGGAAGCAUGGCUUUCAUGUUUGAGAGUUCUCUGAUGAUCGGAGUAACGGACUGGGGCUUGGAGACGUGCCAAAAGGUUCAGAAGGGUUACAGUGAGGAUAGCUGGACAGGACUGGUAUCCCAUUUCAAAAGGCCAGAGUAA